Trypanosoma cruzi is the source of this 390-nucleotide messenger RNA. RefSeq lists its product as uncharacterized. Lineage: Eukaryota; Euglenozoa; Kinetoplastea; Trypanosomatida; Trypanosomatidae. The transcript has a single exon. Bases 1 to 390 code for a protein of 129 amino acids. The record is from RefSeq and is a predicted model, not a curated record.
AUGACGGAGGUUACGAAUGAGAAUCUGCAGAUUCUUCUAACGAAGCUGAUGACGGAUCGCUUUUGCUCCGGUGAGACAAGCGACCUUGACGCAUGCAUUCAAAACUACGUGCCGCAACAAACGGAUAAUAGUUGGGUUAACCAGAGCCUGCAGCGUCGCGGCAUAAAGAGGUGUCAGCCAUAUCAAGACGUAGCAAGGCGGUGCCUGGAGGAUGAGAAGAAACAUGCGGCGGUUUUUAAGGCGGCGGCAAAUGCACCCGUCUGUAAAGAUGAGAUGCGGGUGCUGAAUCAAUGCCGACGUGUACGAGGGCGCAAUUGCGAGCAGGAGGCUCUUGAGAUGUUGUACUGCGGCAUGGUGUACCUCGUGCAGCGACAGAAGGAAAAACAUUAG